AUGGCUUACCCUGAUUGCAUAGUCAUCAAUUGGAUUGAAAAUCCCUAUGUGGUUGAAUCCUCAUACUUUGAAGAAGAUGAUGAAAAUGAUGACGUUGGUGAUGAAGAAGUUAAUGAUAAUGAGAAUUCAGAAGCUGAUCAUCAAAAAGGAGCUGAUAAGGGAGAAGACACUGAUAAAGACGAAAAUAAUCCAGCAGCUAACAUGGGAGAUGACUUCACUAAGAAUAUGAACUCUCCCCCAAGGAAAAACAAGCGCAUACAUCUUUCAUCUACUUCUCCUACUGAUGACAUUGAACAUCGUGGAUCAACCCCUCCCAUUGGAGAUACUACUGAGCUUGUGAUCGAGGAUGAACCUUCUCCCAUGCCAUCUCCUUUUCCUCAAGCUGAUAUAGUACAUCACGUUGAAAUGGUUCCUCCAACACCAUCACCCAUUAAUGUUGUUGUUCAUCAUCAGGGUGACCAAGGAGAAGCCAGCUCCAACUCUGAAACUAAUGUGCUUUCCCAACUCUCCUUAAUUGUGCAACUGACGCAGUCAAUGAAUAAAAUAUUGACUAAAGUUGAAAGGAAUGUAGCUACAAUGAGGAGACUUAUGACCUUGGAUGGUGAAUAUGAUGAUGUUGAUACGACUGUUGAUGACACUCCACCUAACUCUCCAGGUGAUAACCCUCCUCCUACAUUAACAAACCCUCUUCCACCACCUCCUCCACCAUCACAUCCUCCUCCAAAAACUCCUUCUCCUCCUCCUAACUCUCCUCCCCAAUCUGAUGCUGCCAAAAAGGGGGAGAAUUUUCAAGAGGUCGUCAUCCAAUGCAGAUGGUUAUUGCAUCUUAGCCUAAGAUAA
This is a messenger RNA of Lactuca sativa (garden lettuce), 840 nucleotides long. NCBI's taxonomy places the organism in Eukaryota, Viridiplantae, Streptophyta, Magnoliopsida, Asterales, Asteraceae. The record is from RefSeq and is a predicted model, not a curated record.